GGUCAGAAUGCAGUUACGUAUAUGAAAAUGGAUUUUGCUGAAUACUUUUCUUUAUUCAGGCCUAAUGGCAAUCAACAAAUUCCGCCGAUACCACCGAAUAAUCAGAAAAAUCAUUCUCCAAUGCCUAAUUUUCCUUCCUUUCCUACUGCUAUUACUAAUGACAUUCAACAGCGAGUGCCGCCCAAUAUUGAACCUAGUGUGGGGGCAUCGACUGGUCAAGAAACGUCUACCCAAUUGAGUGAAAAAGAGAGGAACAGAAAGGAUAAAAAGAAACUUCUGGAACGACAACGACGUUUGAAAAUCAAUUAUUUCAUCAAGGCUAUAUAUGAUCACGUUUUCGAGAUGUCUGGUGAAAAAUCACCAAAAACUGAGAUUUGUGAUAUGUUGGAAGACUCUCUAAAAGCCAUGGAAACCGUAUACGAGAAUGUGAUGGAAGAUCCGGAUUUGAGAGCGAGAGUUCUACCACCUGGUUUUCUAACAUCUAAAGUUACUAAGACAAACACUCGUGUAGAGAAUGCUGCAGUAUCUCCUAUGAGGAAAGGAAAAGAAGUGGAAGGAAAAGUGGUAGGAGAAGGAGAGGAAGUGAAGAAUGUACCAUCAGGAUUGAAUGAAGUCCCACUUUCUCUUGUUUCUCCCAUUCCAUCUUCUAUCAAAACUACCUCGACACCAGUGGAAGGUAGUGGAAAGAGAAUGGAUAGUACAGACAGUGGUCUUGAGCAGACACUUCCUUCUUUUUCUGCCAAUGACCCCAACCAAUCCACCUCGUUGCUUCAUGAACCUUCAUCGUCCAAAGGAUCCAGAUUGUCUUCUGCUCCUAAGAUUUGGCAACCUUACCUUUAG
Molecule: messenger RNA, 840 nt
Organism: Rodentolepis nana
Lineage: Eukaryota; Metazoa; Platyhelminthes; Cestoda; Cyclophyllidea; Hymenolepididae
Source: the annotation of a GenBank genome assembly